Porites evermanni is the source of this 948-nucleotide messenger RNA. Lineage: Eukaryota; Metazoa; Cnidaria; Anthozoa; Scleractinia; Poritidae. The record is from the annotation of a GenBank genome assembly.
AUGGAGAGCGAUUCAUCGCCGUUUAACUGUUCAACCAAAUAUUCCUUAGCAGACUUUAAAACCGAGGCCUUGGUCCUUGUAGGAGUCAGCAUCAGCACCAGUCUUCUAGGAAUACUUGGUAAUUUGCUGGUUUGUUUAGCAGUGUUCACAACCCAAGGCUUGACAUCAAGCUUCCACUAUUUCAUCUUAAGUCUCGCCUUAGCCGACCUAGCCAUUGCGCUUGUGGAUCAGCCUCUUUUCGUCGCUCUGUUAAUCCGUCGCAUUGAGUCAAAAUGUCUUCCCAGAGUUGAUUUCGCUUUCCGUUUAGUUGGCAACUUCGCGUGCGCAGUCGCCUUGUUGACAUUGGCGUUAAUUGCAAUGGAUCGAUGCUUGUUCGUUGCAAAGAAAUUCAACUACAAGAAUACUAUGACGUGUAGAAAGAAAAUCGUUUUGGUCAUUGUGUGGGUCUUGGCUUGUGUGUAUUCAGUAUCGCGACUUACUGUCGACAAGAAAAUCACAUCUUAUCUCACCACAGCGGUAUUUGGGUUUUGUUACGUUGAAAUGAUUGUAUGUUACGUCGUGGUUUACUAUCAAGUUUUUAAACAGCGUAAAAUACUUGCUGAGUCGCGACACCGAAACACACGGAACAAUACUACAGAGAAUUUACAAGACCAGACAGAGAGCAAUUCAACAGAGAGACGGUUUGCUCGCACCAUAGUAAUGGUUCUUGUUGUUUUCACAGCUGGAUGGUCUUUUCUUUUCUACCUUCGAUUAACUCAACCGGAGGUGGAUUAUGGUAUCUUGUACAACACUGCAAGAACAGUGGCGUUAUCUGCUUCAGCUAUCAAUCCACUCCUAUACUGCUUUAACAACAGGGAAUAUCGAAGAGCGUUUAAGACAAUUUUAAUGAAGUGCUGGGUUGGGGAUUCACAAAAGCGCAGGAGGAAGCAGUACGACAGAAUCAAGUGA